Phytophthora infestans T30-4 is the source of this 777-nucleotide messenger RNA. RefSeq lists its product as uncharacterized. The transcript has a single exon. Gene Ontology annotation, molecular function: peroxidase activity. Bases 1 to 777 code for a protein of 258 amino acids. The record is from RefSeq and is a predicted model, not a curated record. NCBI's taxonomy places the organism in Eukaryota, Oomycota, Peronosporomycetes, Peronosporales, Peronosporaceae.
AUGCUGCGCGCCACGUUCGCCGCUUCCAUGGCUUUGGCAGCUUUUAGUGACAUCGCCCCGGUCCAAGCGGGAGGAACUCUACCGACCGAGGGGUACUGGCAUAUUAUCGAACAGCUACAAGUUGGUGAAUACUACAAACCCUCUGCGGCUAAAGGUUCAGGUGUGCCCAACACGACUGCUACGUUUCACCGCUCGCCAUGCCCAGCACUCAAUGCCCUUGCAAACCAAGGAUAUCUGCCUCGCAACGGACAGAACAUCGAGAAAGGCGCGUUGAAGGCUGCGAUCAUGAGCGUGUUCAACAUGGCCAACGACACGGCAACGACGCAAGUUGGCCAAGUCCCUGACGUCUUUUCACUCGACUUUUUAAGCACGCAUCACGCUCCCGAACAUGACGCGUCACUGGUGCACACGGACGCGUACUUUGGACAUGACCCGAUGGAGGUGAACAUGACACUGGCUGGCGAUGUGUUGAGUCGGGCUGACAGUAAUGGCAGGAUCAACACUACUGCGAUCGCCCAGGUUCGCAAGGAUCGUGCCACCUUGUGUGAGACCAUUAACCCAGAAUGUACAUUUGGGGAGAGCGAGAAGAAAAAAUCUUUCUUGCAGGCGGCACUGCUGCUGAAGGCGCUGGGUGAAGGUGACUUCAUUUCUGUUGAUCAUGCGAAAGCGUUCCUAAUCGACGAACGAAUUCCUAAGGACUUUGUGAAGUCCAAGGAGCCCGUUUCAGUCGCAAUGCUCGGGGCGAAGUCGGCAGAGCUUGUUGCUCUAGCUUCAUGA